Messenger RNA from Pocillopora verrucosa, 1584 nucleotides. RefSeq names its product aplysianin-A-like. The record is from RefSeq and is a predicted model, not a curated record. NCBI's taxonomy places the organism in Eukaryota, Metazoa, Cnidaria, Anthozoa, Scleractinia, Pocilloporidae. Gene Ontology annotation, molecular function: oxidoreductase activity.
AUGGAAAUUGAUAAGGAAUACGGCGGAAUACGCAGCUUUGAAGUUCACGGUUACUUUGUCAGUCGACUUAAAGCAUUUGUAGCUGCAUUUCUGUUUGUUUCGUUUUUGAUCGCUGUUGUCGUUUUAGCUGCAUUGCUGGCUCACGAAAAGAGUAAAGGAGAUAUCACUGGAGUGUCAGGUAAUCAAGCUGGAAAUCAAGAGUCCCACGUGAAACAAAUGACCUGUAAUGUCGUCGUGGUUGGUGGGGGUAUAUCAGGAUUGUACAUGGCAGAGACACUCAUGCGGUUGAAAAAAGAAAACAACGUUUGCUUGUUCGAGAAAGAUUCCAGAUUUGGUGGAAGGAAUUACGACGUCAGGUUUAAGCAAGCACCAAACAUCAGCAUUAAUCUAGGAUCCUGGCGUGUGGAUAAGAAAAACAAAAGAGUGAUGGAUAUAGCGCGACGCCUCAACAUUCCCAUGUUGUCUAUUGGAAAACUCACAGACAUUUUUUUUCAAGCAAGAGGUGUUCGUGCAUACACCUUUCAGUCUCUUAAGGAAAAAGCUUUCCCUACGCUUAUGUCAGGACCGUUUUCCAAUAUGACGUGGUUGGAAAUGUAUCUGUUUGCUUGGAGGAACAUGACCAAAGAAAAAGCACUUGAGUUUCCUUUUUACCGAGACUUCAUGUGCGAAAGACUUGGAAGUGAAGGUUGCGAGCUACUAUAUGCCAGAUACGUUGACAAGAGAGAUUUCUACGAAGAAAGUACGUUAGACAAAUACGAAAACGAUGAAGCUGUCAGCUACUUUUCGUACGAUUUCUACAAACCAAGAGGCGGUAUAUCAGAUAUUACAACAGCAUUAAAAAUUUCUGCGCAGCGCUUUGGAGCAAAGCUGGUUUUAAAAGAGAAAAUAAAUGCUUUAGAGAGGAAGGCAGAUGGUUUUGACGUCCAUACGGAUCAUUUUAAAGUGUCCGCCAAAAAACUAAUUAUUGCUGUUCCGACUCUUCCAUUUGAAGCCAUUAGGGGAGAUGUCGCUGCAGAUGUCAAAAGUAAUGUUUUAUUUGGUUCCAUUCAGGGAGCAAACGCAUUUAAAGCAGUGGCCAUUUACAGUUCUCCUUGGUGGGAAGAUUAUCUUCCCAAACGGAACCGAACCGAGCCAAUUGUCGAAACGUUUUGGUCAGCAUCGACAUGUCUUGUGUUAGUCCCUUAUAAUGGACGAGGACCCCAAGGAGAAGCCAUUAUCCAAUUGUCGUAUGCCUGGUUGGGAUGCGCUGCAAAGUGGGGAAAGAUGUCUGAGCUUCCACGAUCAAUCUUUGAAGCGGAAAUAAAGAAAGCUGUCCAAGAAGUGUUUCCAGAUAAAGUUGUGCCAGAUCCACUGGAUAUGGUGUUCAAAUUUUGGGAUAAAGUAGCUUGGCAUGAAACAAAGGCAGGGUCCAACGUGAGCCGACACGAUGUGAAGAAAUGGGCGAAACGUCCUUUCCCUGGAGAAGAAAUUUACUUGGUUGGUGAAGCGUUUUCGUUACAGGUUGGAUGGAAUGAAGGAGCUCUGUCGAGUGCGUACAACGCACUCAAGGAAGGAUGGGAAAUAUCAGAUCCUGAGACGAAUUGA